AUGACUCUCCAAAGAUUCCCAAAUGCUGCUAUCGUUAGCUCAAAAAUUCUUGGCGAGAAACUCAAAUUUCCAAAUGGACGAACCGCUGCGAACCGAUUCAUGAAGGCGGCAAUGACCGAGAGAUUGUCGACGUAUGAUCCACAGAAUCCGAAGAAGCAUGGACUGCCAACCAAAGAAAUUCUGAAUAUCUAUGAUAAAUGGGGACGUGGAAAAUAUGGAAUGAUUAUCACUGGAAAUGUGGUUGUUGAUCCGACCAACCUUGAAGCUAUUGGCAACGCGAUCAUUUUCGAAGAAGGGGACAGUGAAGAACGAAGAUCCCUCUACGCUCAAUGGGCCAAAAACAUGAAGCACGAUGGCGCUCUAGCAAUCAUGCAACUCUCUCAUGCAGGCCGUCAAUCCUCAAUCUGGGUCAAUCGCACGCCAUUCGGUGCUUCAGACAUCGAGCUGAAAACCGAUCCACCAGGCACAAUGUAUGGAAAACCGAUCGCUUUGACUACGGAACAAAUCAAGACGGAAGUCGUCGAUCGAUUCGUUUACGCGGCUAAGUAUGCCUACGAGUGUGGAUUUGAUGGCAUCCAACUUCACGGAGCACACGGAUAUCUUCUUACCCAGUUCACUUCUCCAACUACUAACAAUCGAACGGACAAGUAUGGCGGGUCACUGGAGAAUCGCAAUCGAGUCAUCAUUGAGAUCUACGAAGCGAUUCGAAGAGAGGUUCCAGAGUCGACUGGAUUCCUGGUUGGUAUCAAAUCGAACUCGAAGGAAUUUCAAGAGAAAGGAACUACGGUGAACGAUGCUAGAGAUCUGUGUGCAGCUUAUGAGAAGCAUGGAUUCGAUUUUGUUGAGCUGACCGGAGGAACUGCUGAGAAGUAUGUUUUCGCUCAUGAAAGAGAGUCAACCAAGAUUCGGGAGGCAUUCUUUGUGGAGUUUGCUGAUGCGAUCCGACCAGUCUUCAAAAACACUGUUCUCUACCUGACAGGUGGGUUCAGAACUGUCGGUGCAAUGAUUGAUGCCGUUGAGAAAAACACCACCCAAGGAAUCGGCCUGGCACGUCCGGCAACAGCGGAGCCGGAUCUUCCAAAAAAGAUUCUCAAUGGAAGUGUGCCAUCGGCAGUCAAAGACGCAUUCAAUCCAAACGACAUUAUCAAACAAAUCAUGGCGAGUGGAUCUCAAAUCGAGCAGAUGGGAAGAAAAAGUGUGGAGGACGCCGGUGGAGAUGUUAUGGAUCAAAUCAGUGAUUAUAGUGAUCCAAAAAUAGUCGAAUUGUUCAUUCAAGCGACUUACAAGCUCUUCGAAGAUGGGAAGAAGGCGGCUAUGGCUGGAAAGGCUCCGAAAACAGUUGUUGUUAUGGAAUAG
This is a messenger RNA of Caenorhabditis briggsae, 1356 nucleotides long. NCBI's taxonomy places the organism in Eukaryota, Metazoa, Nematoda, Chromadorea, Rhabditida, Rhabditidae. The coding region runs from base 1 to 1356 and encodes 451 amino acids. Gene Ontology annotation, molecular function: FMN binding; oxidoreductase activity. The record is from RefSeq and is a predicted model, not a curated record. The transcript has 4 exons.